Molecule: messenger RNA, 2570 nt
Organism: Corythoichthys intestinalis (scribbled pipefish)
Lineage: Eukaryota; Metazoa; Chordata; Actinopteri; Syngnathiformes; Syngnathidae
Gene: selenol
Product: selenoprotein L
Exons: 9
Source: RefSeq, a predicted model, not a curated record
ACUAGUGUUCACUGGUCACAUGGUAUUCCGGAAGCGCCCGCCUUUCAGGUUCAGUGUUGUGGAAGCGUGGGUUUAUAGUCGAUGUAAAGUUCUGUACUGUCCAUAGUCGAACUGUACUGAAGUCUUUCAGGUAAGGAGACUACUGCCGGGCAUGGAGGCAGACGUUAUGCAGGAGGAGGAGAGCCUCGCUGCCGCCUUGAAGCAGCUCGUCACCCUGGGCAAUGCGCUACUUCAACAGGCUAAGAAAGAUGCUGAGGUCUCCAUGGAAGAUUUUGUCCCAUAUAAAAUUGCAACUUUGCUGGGCCUAAUUGCAGCCGGAGCAGACUUCUACAAAAGUAUUGGAGUGAAGAAAAAGAGUGAAGCUGAGGCCGCGUGGCAGAAGUUGUAUCGUCAUGCAGCAGUGAGGGAAAAGGUUGAUGAGCUCCUCGAACUCAAGAGCGAGUGGGACUCCUUUCUGGAGCAUGUGGACAAAAGUCUUCAGUCGUCGUGUGCUCCUGUGUCAUCAGGAGGACAAGUGGCAGACAUUUUUAGCUCUGAAACUUUGUUGACUGAUGGACGCAGUGGAAAGCGAGUCUCUCUGGAUCAGUACCGUUCUCCGGGUGAGAAGCUUCUACUGGUCCUCAUCAGGCACUUUGGAUGACUGCCGUGACGUGAUCACGUGGCCGAGCUGGGCGAGAGCAUAGCUGCUCUUGAGGCUCGGUCUGUGAAAGUCGUGGUGGUGUCGUUUGGGCCCUUGAAGGGGGCUCGUUUGUGGUUGCAGCAGACAAAAUGCACCAUGGACUUGGUCUUGGAUCCACACAGGAAGAUUUACCGUAGCUUUGGACUCGUCUCCUCUUGUGCUAAAGUCAUGAAUUUUGACUCCAUGCUUCGAUAUUCUGAGUACCAAGCUGCGAAGAGAGACUUCCCAGAAUUCCCAAUGCACAUGCUAGAGGACAUUUACCAGAUGGGAGGUGACUUCCUACUCAGCGACACCAACAAAGUCCUCCUGUCCCACCCGAGCAAGUACCCAAUGGAUCGACCUACCGUCACCGACAUUCUGCAUGCGGCGUCUGAUUCGACUAAACUAGUUGCGCAGGAAGCCAGCAGGAGCAGCUCUACGAUGCACGCUUAUGACGUCACACCUCACACUCACGCGACCGUGAAGAGGUGCGACCGAUGCCAAGCCGUGCAGAACAGAUGUCCGUUCCUUGCUGUCAAGUCCAUGCUAUAACUUAAAAUAUAAAAAAAUUAUGGCAAGCCAUUUGAGCAUAUUAUUUCAUAUCUUUGAUACGUUCUUUGUCAUCACUAGUAAAACAAGUACAGAUAGUCCCUAGGUUAUGUUGUACUCGAUUUGAUUUCAACGGGUUUUUGACUUUACCACGCCAGUUUUUUUAUUUUUUUUUUAAGCGCGUAAACAGUACCUUAUUGUACUUCACAGUAUCUUAUUUUUUACUUUAAUAUGACUGGUUAUGUCCUCACUGAACGUUAAGUUAUUUAGUUUGACAGACAUCAGACAAGGCAAUUGUGGUUUUUGAAGCUUUUUGCUUCAUUCACUUUUGACAAUUUGUAAAGCUGUAACACACAUAUGUACACUUAAGUUAAAAAUGACACGCAUAUUAACAGUAAAACACGACACAAAACAAUUGAUGUUCAAACGUCCAUCUACAUAGUCUGAUCAAUAUGUAAAUUUAGUAGAUUAAAUUAGUUUAAUACGCCUAACAUAGGUCCGCUAUCUUAAAUGCUACCAAUGCUAACAAAUUUACAAUUCUCAUAGCAAAUCACUCACGCAAAACUCCACAAAAUAGCUCAAGACUUAAUUACAAAUGCAUAUACAAAUAUAUUAGGUGAAACAACUUCCAGCCUUACGUGGGCCAAACCAGAGCGCAGUUGUGCUUUAUCCGUGUCAGACGAGUCUGCGACAGUCCAGCCAGACCCAACGCUGCCAGCAGAGGGCAGUGCAUCUGCCAUCAUUAAACGCUGCCAGCAGAGGGCAGUGCAUCCGCCAUCAUUAAACAAUACGAUACUUUUGGAUUUUUUUGGUAAAGUUAUUUUGAGGGUCGAGGUACUGAAAGGGUUAAUUCUGAUAUACGCAGAAAUUUGGAUUUACGUCAGCAUAGGAACGGAACUUGUUUGUAACCCAGGGACUACCGGUACUAAUUUACGACUACAGACUGAAGGCCGCACAUAAAGCGCGCACAUGCCCUUUACUGGCAACCUCCUAAACUACAGGCAACAACAAGUCCACAAUUAAAUAAUGAGCCCUUAAACAAAACAAAAAAAUCAAAAAUUGGGUUCCGAGGCUCAAUAUACAUCCCUAGAAUAUACCUACCAAAUUUCAUUGUGAUCUGCUCAUGAAUAAUGAAGGAAUGGAUUUAAAAAAAUGAUAGUGGACACACCCGCAACAACUUGAGCCUUGACAAAUAACAAUUACUAUACUGUUUGUUUUUAGGCCAGGCCAAGAUGUACAAUAGUUGACGGUUGAGAAAAGUGACACCAGUAGUGUAAAAAACAAAACUUGUAAGCGAAGGCGUCCCACCCUAAGUGCCUUGAUAGACGCCAAAAUUAGGAUACAUUUUCAAAUGAAAAAAAUA